AUGGUUCUCUACUCAAGUCCGCCGUCACUCCAUCUCUUCUCUGAGGAUAAGCCGACCCUGCUUGUCUGCUGGUGGAUUACCUUUUUCUGCUGCACCGUCAUUGUGCUUCGCAUUGCUGGCCGGUACAUUCGAUCAGAGCGCCUUUUCGUCGAGGACAGAUUCGUUGCCUACGCCAUCAUCCCUCUCUUCCUUCGCAUGGGCUGUGUGCAUAUCAUUCUCAAGUACGGCACCAACAACGCCGAUUUCAGUGGCGUCACGCUGUCUGAAACCCACCUCCGUCAGAAGCGAAUCGCUAGUGGUCUAGUGAUUGCGAGUCGCAUUUUCCACGCCGCUACCCUCUGGAUUCUCAAGAUCACCAUUCUUGAGUUCUUCAAGCGCAUCAAUGACGCCAUUUCUGAGCGCUUCUCCCACGUUUCCGUCAUAAUUAUCCGCGUUUCCCUUGUGACCACAUUCAUUGCGGUCGUCAUUAGCAGCCUCGCUGAAUGUCACCCUUUCUCUCACUACUGGCAGGUCCUUCCUGAUCCGGGGGGCCAAUGUCGGCAGGCUUACGCACAGCUGAUCACCGCCUCAGCCUGCAACAUCUUCACCGACCUACUGCUCGUCUUCUUCCCUAUUCCUAUUAUCAUGUUCAGCCACCAGGCUCUAAAGCGAAGACUACAACUCGCCCUUCUCUUUUCCAUGAGUCUGGGCGUCGUCGGUGUCACGUUUUACCGCGUCGUCGGUGUCCUCGAUACUCAUGGAAGUCAACAGCUUCGGUCUCUCUUGGCCUCGGUUGAACUCCUGUUCGCCACCACCGCUGCCAACGCUCUAGUGCUUGGCUCGUUUGUCCGUGACCGCGGUGUCAAGAAAAACAAGUUCAGGGGUGGCUCUCUUGUCGACUCUAUGGACCGCCCCAGCAUUGCACGAUCACGUCGCCCAACUGUGAAUCGCCAUUGGGGGAGUGACGAGGACUUGGUUCGUGGCCUUGGCCUGGGCGUUCAUCCCACUUUACGCAAUUCGCCUGAGAUGCCCCAGGGAGACGAUGUCAUCUUCAGCAAUACCUCGGUGCGAAAUUCGCGUCCUACGCCGACUGUCAGAGCCGACGACGAGCAGGAGGAUGACAGCCAGCAGACCAGUAGCAACAACCGUGGUAGCAGCGAGACUGGGAUCGCGGACCUGCAUUCGUGGCAAUUUCCCGAGCGCAAGACGAGUGGCGGUACCCGCACUCAAAGUGCCCAGAGCGCCCACAGCGGACAGAGCGAGGACGACAAUCUGCUGAAAGAUCCUCUCGGCACGUCCCCCCGGGCCAACCCCACCUCGGCAGCGCGAAAAGUCUCAUUCUACGAUGUGGGCGGCCUUCUCAGCAGUGACACGGCCGCAGACGAUAACACCGCUCAGCCGAGCCUUACCAGAACUCGGUCUGGGAGCAUAUCUGGGAGCCUGUCAACAAGUCAAAGUGUGCCGCCUUCGCCGGCAUAUACAGCUGGCAGCCACGGCUUCAGACGUGGAUCCUCAGCUCUCUUGCAAGAUCUGGGCGGCCUGCUAAGCUCACACCCACGUCAAAUUCCCGGCGGCAGAAUUCCGGCAGAAUUGCACCCGGUGCCCCAGGAGUCUCCCCUAGAGUCACCGUCUCCAGCGACGCCGUUGCCGCUAUUGACAUCGUCUCCUAUUCCCGUUUCUUCCCACGGCAAUUUCGACGACAUUGUAUUAAUGGAUCCGGGUGGCCUGCUUAGCCAAAGUACGAAGCGGUAA
Messenger RNA from Grosmannia clavigera kw1407, 1731 nucleotides. RefSeq names its product pth11-like integral membrane protein. The record is from RefSeq and is a predicted model, not a curated record. Bases 1 to 1731 code for a protein of 576 amino acids. The transcript has 2 exons. NCBI's taxonomy places the organism in Eukaryota, Fungi, Ascomycota, Sordariomycetes, Ophiostomatales, Ophiostomataceae.